Messenger RNA from Panicum virgatum (switchgrass), 1359 nucleotides. Its product is annotated as GRAS family protein RAM1-like. Lineage: Eukaryota; Viridiplantae; Streptophyta; Magnoliopsida; Poales; Poaceae. Gene Ontology annotation, molecular function: DNA-binding transcription factor activity; sequence-specific DNA binding. Gene Ontology annotation, biological process: regulation of DNA-templated transcription. The coding region runs from base 1 to 1359 and encodes 452 amino acids. The record is from RefSeq and is a predicted model, not a curated record. Gene Ontology annotation, cellular component: nucleus. The transcript is spliced from 2 exons.
AUGAACCUGACGUUGAGUCUAGCCGUCAAUGGUGACGGCACGGGCACGGGCAAGAAGCGGAAGGUGCGGGAUGGUGUCUUGGACGACGACGUGGGCGAUGGUGGUGACCGCGGCAGGGUGGUGAGGCUUCUCCAGGCGAGGGAGCGGAUGGUGGCGAGGCUGGAGUCGGACGAUCAGAGCAGUGGCGGCGGCCUGCGGCUGAUGCAGUUGCUCCUCUCGUCGGUGGCGGCGGGGGAGGCCGGCGACGUGCGCGCGGCCACCGCGGCGCUGCACGAGGUCUACCGGCGCGCGUCCUUCGGCGGCGGCGACCCCGCCCCGCGCGUCGCCGCCUACUUCGCGGACGCGCUGGCGCCGGGGCUGCGGCUCCGUUCGCCCGCGGCGGCGGCCUCUCCGCGGCCGACGCGCGGGGAGCAGUUCCUGGCGUACACCAUGUUCUACCAGGCGUCCCCGCUCUACCAGUUCGCGCACUUCACGGCGAACCAGGCGAUCCUGGAGGCGUUCGAGGCCGGUGGCCGCCGGAGCCUCCACGUCGUCGACUUCGACGUGUCGUACGGGUUCCAGUGGCCCUCUCUGAUCCAGUCCCUCUCGGACGCCGCCGCCGCCGCCGACGCCGACGCCGCGAGCACGAGCGGCUCCCACGACGGCGCCCACCGCAAGGAGCCGGUGUCCCUGCGGAUCACCGGCCUCGGGACGAGCGCCGACGAGCUGCGGCAAACCGAGGCGCGGCUCGCGCGCUUCGCGAGCGGCUGCCUCAACGUCCGGUUCGAGUUCGAGGGCGUCGUGACGAGCGGACCAAGCAGCGGCCGCCAUGAACGCAUCAGGAACGACGACGACGGCGACGCGACGGUGGUCGUCAACCUGGCGUUCCCGGCCGCAUCACAGAGCUCGAGGACAAGCGCAAGAGAAGCGUGCAGCGCGCUGGCUCGCAUCCGCUCCCUGAACCCUUCCCUGGUGUUCCUGGUAGAGAGAGGCGGAGGCGGCAAUGCCGCGCCGCCGAGGGGUCGCUCGAGCUUGGUUCCGCCGUUCACGGCCAGCCUCCGGUACUUCGCCGCGGUGUUCGACUCGCUGCACGAGUCCCUGCCGGCCGACAGCGCCGAGAGGCUCGCCAUCGAGAGGAACUACCUCGGCACGGAGAUCCGCAACGCCGUGGCCUGUCUAGACCGCGGCCACGGCGGCGGCGGCGAUCAUCACUCGAUGGAGCCUUGCAGCACCGCCGCUAGCUGGAAGGAGAUGAUGGAGAGCGCGGGGUUCGAGGCCGUGGCGCUGAGCUCGAGGACGGUGAGCCAGGCGAAGCUGCUGCUGAAGAUGAAGAGCGGGCCGAUUUGGGUGCGAUAUUGUACUGAUAUACUAAUAUACUAG